GAGGUUUUAGCAGCAGUGAUGUUGAUGGUAUAUACUUAUUGUGUUCCGCUACUGAUACUCACUACGGAUAACACUCAGCAUACCUCUACAGUCUGGGAUUUAAACGCACUUAACCAUAGAAAAUAAUCAAUAGGCCUACAGCUAUUGCCAGUUGAGCCCAUAAAUGAGUCAUACGUACUGAGAAACUACCACAACUGAAUAUCCAGUUUAAUUCGUCCGUUUCGGAAAACAUGAAGUCUGACACCGGUUUUUCAUCAUUGUCCCAUAAGACAUGGAGACGGUCACCAAAACCCGGUCAUCUUAAUUCAAAAGAUGAUAAGCGUGGUACAACAGCAAAAUCAAACAAAGAAUUCCUGUACCGCUCAUCUCCCCGAGUCAAGAAAAAGCCGCUAAUGGUUUCGAGAUUUUACCGUUCGUUUCGUUUUACCGACUUCAUUACUCGUGAAAGACUCCGGACUCAAAAACAUCGGUCUUCCCGUGCGCGUCACUUGUAUGAUUUAGACAUGCAGAUGCUGCAGGUCGAGCUGCGGGAUACGUUGGAUGCAGAUGAUGAAAUGGAGGACAAUCCUUUCGCUCAUGAAAUCGAUGAGGAAUUACAACGUCGUGAUUUUGAGGAAUCCAUUAUUCUUCAGAAUACGGGGGCAGUUCAAACGAGUCACGUGUAUUAUAAAAUCGUGAAGUUGUUUCGUUACAUCAAUGUACUCAAUCCGCAGGGCACAGUAAUUGCUUUGUUGUCCUUAAAUUUAUUGAUAAAAUGCAGUCCGGAAGUGGUUCAGGCGAUUGAAGUAAGUAACGGAAUUGCAACACUGCUUAAUCUGGUUGAGUGCAAGAUCACACCUGUAGUCUUAGCAUCAAUGAAGUUACUCUCAAGCCUAUUCCAAAUGAUGUACAUGCGAAGAGUGGCAAUAGCCUUCGGUGCUGUACAAGUGCUGGUGGACCUACUUCUUGAAUCCGAAGAUCAAAUUAAGAGAGCGUCUUCUGAUCUGCUGGCCAGCUUAGCUUUAUUAAAAGAAGCUCGACUAUCAGUUACCAAAACAAAAGGGAUUCAACACUUGGUUUGUCUCUUAGAGUUAGCCGCUCCCAUCUCUAGCCGGAGAAAAAAAGUAGAGAAAAGCUCUGUUUAUACUUGUUCGCUAUCUAGCGGAACCAAAACGCAAUCCGGUCCCGUAACCGUGAAAGAGAAAUCAGGUUUAGAAUCUGUCCUGGUUUCAGUUGCCACUGCCUUAUGGCGCUUCAGUCGUACUGCAAUCAAUCGGAGGCUUAUGCAGCGAGCUGGACUGGUGCCUGCUUUGAUUCGUGUUAUUCAGAUAAAUAGUCCGAACAUACUUGUCCCUGUCUUGGGAAUAAUACAGGGGUGUGCAGCCGAUAUGGCUUUCAGGAUAUCACUCCGUUCCGAGGGAAUUCUAAAACCACUGGUCGAAAACUUACACAAUCCAGACUUGAGCGUCAAAUUACAGUCUUCCAGGGCAUUGUAUCACUGCCUGGAUGACCCGAAAAGUUUAGAGAUAGUGCGCUCUGUUAAUGGCCCGGAGGCCUUGGUUCAGAUACUUCAAACCCAAAUUGUGGCUGCCACAAAACUGAUUAAUGCAGGCUGGUUGGAGACGAUUGAAGAAUUCCAAAGUGUUUCUAAUCGCGCCACUAGAGACGGGAACAACAACGCUGUACUACAACUUAACAUUGAAAAGGUGAGCAAUCCACUGAACGAAGGUAGGGAGGGUAGUAAUAGCCGCUUUCACUUAGCAGGUGUGCCUGCAAAACAAACGAAGGCAAGUGAUUCUUCGUCAGACAUUGACAUCCAAUCUACACCCGAUGCAGUGGCUGAUGGAUUGUUUGUAUGUCAACUUCUACACACUGUAUUAGCAACGAUGACCAAAUUCAUUACCAUGGAAUGCGAUAUCGCUCUCUUACACCAACUCGGAGUCACCGAACUUUUGACGAAACUGAUGGAACUGUUAGCUCGGCACGUACUCAUUUACCGUCAGCCGUCUUGCACAAUUUCACCUAAACUGCGCAAACUAGCCUUGUUGGAGAAAGUCUGUGCGCUGAAUGUUGCUUGCCUUGCUCGUUUAUCCUCGCUCGUGAUGGUGCAGAAAUGCCUAGUUCCUCAGGUUUCUGUGAUAGAUACUUUGAUACAUCUUUUAGACCACACGUCAACGGAUAUCAUUGUACCAACGAUUAAUUCUAUCAGCUCAAUGGUUUCCAAUGGCAGCCUGAGACAGAUGAUGGAGCAGCGUGGAGUGUUUCGUGUUCUCUUCUCCUUGUGUUUUCACUCCAACAGUCAAGUGUGUCAGGCUGCCUUGGUGGCUCUGAAGGCGUUCUUGAGCAACGCUCCAAGCAGGACAGUUUUACUACGUCCAGUAAGUGGUUCACUCUGUCUUCUGGUGCAGAGACUGAGCACUGAGUACAGUAAGUUAAGUGAAUCGGAUCUUGAGGUGGACUCGGACGCAGAACAAAUAGUAGCCGCAAUAUGCUCUCUUCUGGCAGAAAUUGCCUCAGACGAAGAGGGCCAAGAGAUUCUAACCGAACUAGGUGUUGUCCCCUACCUGAUAAAUCUCAUCAGCAUUGCUCGUGGAAAUGCUCUUCGGACCGGAGUUUCGGCGGCUGUAGUCCAGUUUGCUUCCACUGAUGCUAUGCUCAAAGCAUUCCGAGGAAAAGAGUAUCUCCGUCCAUUUGUUAGGUUUAUUACUGAUGGUGAUUAUGAAGUGCGAAUGAAUGUUAUAAAAACUUUGGAAAUACUAAGCGAUGAUUCUCGUGUUUGUAUGGCUAUACGAGCGUCCGAUAUCAUGUCUACCCUUAUGCAUUUACUGAGCAAUUCACCAGAAGAGUUGCAGAUAGCGGCAAGCAGAGUAAUUGGAAAAGCGACCAAGAUACGGAUGGCCACAACCAGAAGCAAGGUACAUCAAUAAGCUGAUUCAGAGUUGUAUAUAAAAAUUGCUGUCUUUUGUACAGAGUUAACAACCUUCUGACAAUAAAAUGCUUCCACGCUGCUCUUGUGAACGAUUGAUAAACCUUAUUGACC
Molecule: messenger RNA, 3019 nt
Organism: Dicrocoelium dendriticum
Lineage: Eukaryota; Metazoa; Platyhelminthes; Trematoda; Plagiorchiida; Dicrocoeliidae
Source: the annotation of a GenBank genome assembly